This is a messenger RNA of Manacus vitellinus (golden-collared manakin), 660 nucleotides long. RefSeq names its product pleckstrin homology like domain family A member 2 (gene PHLDA2). Lineage: Eukaryota; Metazoa; Chordata; Aves; Passeriformes; Pipridae. The record is from RefSeq and is a predicted model, not a curated record. The transcript has 2 exons. Gene Ontology annotation, molecular function: phosphatidylinositol phosphate binding. Gene Ontology annotation, biological process: positive regulation of apoptotic process.
AUGAAGAUGGCAAGCCUGAGGUGAGUCCGCGAGGGCGAGCUGGAGAAGCGAAGCGACAGCCUUUUCCAGCUGUGGAAAAAGAAGCUGGUGGUUCUGACCAAGGACAGCCUCAGUCUCUUCCCCGACGGGCACAAACGGGCCAAGGGCAAGGAGCUGGGCUUCGGCUCCAUCCUCAAGGUGGACUGCGUGGAGCGCACGGGCAAGUACAUCUACUUCACCAUCGUCACCAAGGACCGCAAGGAGAUUGACUUUCGGUGCCCGGACCAGAGCUGCUGGAACGCCUCCAUCACCAUGGCCCUCAUCGACUUCCAGAACAAGCGGGCCAUCCAGGACUUCAAGAGCCGCCAGGAGAUGGAGCAGGCGGCGGGCACCCAGGAGCGGCGGCUGGCCGCGGGCGCCCUGAGCCGCCGCCGCCCGCCCGGCGCCGCGGCCCCAGGCGCCUGCUUCGGGAAAUCGCGGGCGUGGGAUCUCCCCACGUUCACCGCUCGAUCCCUUGUCUGCCGAAGGGACCUGCCGGCCGCUGCCCGCGGCCCGCGGGGUUGCCCGCGCACCCCGAAACCGGCCGUGCUCUGCCCGGACCGCGGCAGCUUAGGCUUUGGGGCCGCGCUCCCCCUUCCCUGUGCAUCGCGGGGGGGGUCCGCUUUCCGAUGCACCCGCUGA